Messenger RNA from Aspergillus uvarum CBS 121591, 2641 nucleotides. Its product is annotated as FHA domain protein. Gene Ontology annotation, cellular component: cytoplasm. The coding region runs from base 317 to 2329 and encodes 670 amino acids. Lineage: Eukaryota; Fungi; Ascomycota; Eurotiomycetes; Eurotiales; Aspergillaceae. The record is from RefSeq and is a predicted model, not a curated record. Gene Ontology annotation, molecular function: protein binding. The transcript has 4 exons.
CACCAAGUUCACCCCCUACGCUUCCCUUGAAGUUUGGUGUUCUAUUUGAUUGUUUCAGCCCGAUCAUUUAGUUGUCAGUUCUUUCCUGGACGGCGACCGCCUGUUGACUGUGCUCGGGCUGAUUACAUCGGGUACGUGCCCCUCUUCAGCCUGCUCGAGUCUCCCGUCUUCCAACUCCUCAUCUUUGUUUCAUCAUCAUCAUCAUCAUCAUCAUCCACUCCUCCCAACUGAUCUCAACACAGCCACUGAGUACUACGUCUAUCUAGGCUGAACGAUCGAUAGCGCUCAGAGCGAUCGGCUCUAGAAAACUGACGUCAUGCUCUUCUCAGAAGCUGUUGUUAACCUUCGUCCGCUGACUCCGAUCGAUGAGUUCCCCUGCCGAUCUCUCAAGUUUACUCCUGAUACUACCGGUGUUUGCAUCGGCCGAGCGUCAAAGCGGGAGUCCAAGAAUCUCGUUCCCUGCAAGGAUAAUGGGCUAUUCGAUUCGCGAGUCAUGUCAAGAAAUCAUGCUCAACUGAUAGUACGCUUGGAUAAGAAGCUUGCCCAUCUUCGAGAUGGUGGAUCAAUGCACGGUACCUUCGUGAACGGAAAGAAACUCGCCAGCCAGGAGGAACACCCGCUUAGUCAAGGGGAUCUUAUCACAUUUGGCACAGAAGUGAUUCGUGGUAAAGAUACGUUCCCACCGGUUCGAGUACGUUGUGAACUUGACUGGCUUCAUAAGCCUACACCUACGAAUACGUUCUGUGUACCUGAUGAUGACGAUGACAAUGACGUCGAAACUGAUAAUGCUCCGGUGGUAUGUCCGGCUGCAAGCUCUGAUGAAGAUGACUCUGUAUUCCGCUCUGACUUUGAUGAUCAGUCGGUUGUGGAGGUCUCAUCACCCUUUACCUCACCCUUGAAAAAGGAUUCACCGAACGUUUCCCUCUAUUCAUCUGUCAACAUGCUUAAUAACAGUGAAUGUGCUGCUCACCACGGAUCCCGAGACAGUCCCAUCAACCUCGACUGUGAUCCGGCUGAACAGCCUUUGGUAACUCCGCGGAUGACCCCACCAGCGGCGAUAAAUACCCUCGAUGAGGAGCCUGGUGAGGGUUUCACUCAUCUGGAUGUCUUUGUGGAAGAAACUGGGCUGGAGUCCUCCCUGGAAUCCUCUCCUGAAGGGAGUUCGGACUGGGAGGAGGAGGAGGAGGAGGAGGAGGAGGAGGAUGACGAUGAUGUUUCCUACGGUGAUGAAGAGGAGAUACACUCGCAGUGCUCUUUGGACUCUGACAUGGAAGAAGACCCAUGCGUCUUUGACGACUAUAAGACUAUGAAGGCUUCUCAGGUCCUCGGUAUUCGUGACCUGAUAGCGUCCGAUCCUUCCUUCGACUUCGAGGGAGCAGCUCAUCGACUGACUUCUGGUGUUGCCGAGCCUCGCUUCGAUGACAACAAGGGAAACGAGGUGUCACCCUCUUUACCCAAGGCUAUCCCAUCCGACUUGCCUGUCAUUGAGCACAACUCCUCAGAACCAAUUUCGCACAAUGUAAAACCAAGCAAAGCAUUUCCUAUCCAAGCGCCACAGCCAUCGAAUAUGCUGCCGUUACCCCUGUUGUGUCAACAGACCCAGAACAGAUUUCUCCAUAAUUCCCUCGUUGGGCUUCAGCAGAAUCCUUUGGCGUCUCCUAUCGAUUGGCAUCCUGGGAGUGUUUAUCCGCUUCCUAUCCCAGCUCUCCCAAGGGUGACCUAUUCGGAUGGCCCCUUUGCCAAUGAGCUGACUGCGGCACAUAGUACUGCAACUACUUGCGAAACCACCGAGCCUGCUGUCGCGAACCCAGCCGCAGCCUUUCCAGUAAGCAAAGACAUUGAGUCGAGCGAACAAGAUAUCCAGAAAACUGCCGUGGUCUCAGAGCAGCCGAAAACACCACAGUUGCCGUCAUCGCAGGGUGCCAUUCCUCCGCAAGAUCCUGGUUCCACUGUACAAGGAAUUAGGCCAUUGAAAAGGAAGGCAGAUGCUAUUGAAGAACCCAUGCCCAAUCAAUCGCAGGAUAUCCAGGCCUUGGAUUGUGUCCACAACGAGGCAGGCUCAUCUGAGGCUCAGCCAAGGAAGCCAUCGGACAAGCAAGAUAUUAUUCCGCGUUGUCUUCCAGACCAGGUCCCUGCAAAUGAGUCUACACCCGCCAGUCAAACUCUCAAUGUUCCUACCAGCUCCGAACGACCGCUCAAACGAGCAAAGAAGUCAGCGGCACGGAGCUUCGCCAGCCAUGCUGCUACUGCUGCCCUAGGGGUUGCGAUAGGUGCUCUCGGUACUAUUGUCACGUUGGCCUCGCUUCCUCCCGACUACUUUCAGGAAUGAGCUGGCUCCUGGGGUCCGCUGCGGAGGACUUAAUGCUUUUAUUUUGGUAACAUGAAAUGGGUUGAUGAUUUCCUUACGCUUACGAAUUAUAGUGUGUGUGGCGUUGUCGGCAUUCUCGAUUUGAGACUGGAUUCUCCGGUCAUCCUAGCUUGUUUUCGGCUGAACUUCUUGUUGCUUGGGACCAUACUCACUUUUGUUCUUUGCUUUGCUUUUCAACUGUUUAACGCCAGGUUAAAGUCAUAACUACCUAUUUACUAUGAGCCGAAUGUAACUAGUGCUUCGGCAGAUAAUUCAAGCAGUCUUCUUCUGUCA